AUGAAACAAUUGUUAAUUGCCAAGACUGUUCUAAUUUGGCACUUUUUCUGUCGAUCAUCACAAAUAGGUCAACCAAAGACUAUUGACGCACUUGGUAAAGGCAUAGAGAGAAAUGCUCACACUGGUGUCGCUUUCGCCAGAUUUAAAGCGCACAAACUGUCCUACCUGAACAUAACAGCACUUGGAGCAGAUUAUGUCAACAGCAGUAGAGAUUGUGGACUUACCUGUAUCAACACACCCUCGUGCUUUUCCUUCAACCUGGCUGCCGUUGUUGAUAUGAACAUUAAAAUCCUAUGUGAACUGCUUCCCUCGGACAUCCACAACAACUCGAACAAACUGGUUGCCAAUCGUCUUUUUCAUCAUUUCAGCAUAUGGGUAAGAAUUUAUAUUUUAUACAUUUUAAGAGAAUCGAUGAUGGUUAUCUUAAAGAUGUAGGAAGUUUAAGUCGUGUUUGCUCAGUAAUUGCUUAUAGGGAAUAUGGAAACAAAACGUCGAAGUCAGCGUAAAACGUUUGUGCAACAUGUGAUCAGAUUUUAGCACCAAGACUCUUAUACUGUAUUAGCAAACAUCCAGCUGGCUAAGAAAGAGGUGGUUAGCUUUCUCUGAUGCUUUGAUAUGCUUUGUUUUAUUUUGUUUCUUGACUCUACCUUUUUUUCCUGACUUAAUCAAUUGGGGCAAACAGGAUAUGGGUAAAUUGGGAAUCGUUGUGUUGUGAUAACUCUUGAACCUCCUUUACGGCGUUUGUUUUGGAGUUUUCUAAUUUUAUAUAAUGUGACGAAUGAGAGCAAAAUUACCUGGUUUUAAACGGAUCAGUUAUGAACAAGUUGGUUAUUAAACGGUGAUAUUUCUUGGCUAUUUUUCUUCUCACAGACUACUUCAUGAAAAGCAGCGGCAAUCUUUGAGAAUUACAUUCGUGACCAACGUGUAUGAGGCAGCUAAAUUUCACAACCAAUACAAUAAAUUUUGAAGAACCUGAGCUUUAAUUUAAAAAAAAAUAAAGAAUCUUCCUGACUAAAACGGAAUUUAUCGAGAGAAAAUUCCGAGAUAGCGUGUACCAUGCAGGUGAAAAGCACUUUACGAGCGCGCUGAUGGCCUAGUCCGGACGUAACGUAAUUUGCAAUGAUUUUUCUCCUACGAGCAGCACAAUAUACAAAAUCGUGCAUCAAGGGUUAAAUUUCCGACCAUGUUUCUUUACAUUGAGAGAAAAAAAUCAUUUUUUAUUUACUGUGUGAUAUAUGAUAAAACAAUUAUUCACCUCAGUGUUGAUGAAAGUGUGAAUAUUUGCCUCGCCGCUUCGCGGCUCAGUAAAUAUCCACCACUAGUCACCUCAGCUUUGGUUAAUAACAGUUAACUAUUUUGAAUCUUAUCGUAUGUCAAGGUAGCAUGCGCUACCAUCUAGAGCUUCUUCGCUUUCCUAAUUUUUUUGUCUUUAGUCUCCGUGCUUAAACAAGCCCUGUCAAAACAAAGGCACCUGCCGUUCAAAUUACGUGAGCAACAGUUACGUGUGUGUUUGCACAGAAGGAUACACAGGAAGUAACUGCGAAGCAGGUAGGCAACGAUUUGUAAUCAUCAUUCAUCAUUCCUUCUUUCAAAGUUUUUUUUCUUUAACUUUCUAGCAUCUAAUGGUACAUGACAUCGCCCUGACAUCAUAGUAGAGCCCUCUCUAAGAAUUAUUCGAACACCUAAUUCAGUUUGUACACAAGCGAAAAUCGGAGCUGCCAGUACAAAAUGCAGGGAAAUGAGGUUAUAACGGAAGCCAAAGGUUUCAAAUGUAUCAAGGGCCAUUCGCAUUACCAACUAUAUGCAGGAAAUACAAAUGUUUAUUUUCCCUUGGCAUCUUUAAUUUAAAAACAAAACAAACAAAAAAAAACCAGACAAUCUUCCAAGUUAAAACUUGUCAUACGUUUUAAAUAUUCACGCUUCCUGAAUCAAUGAAAAAAAGAGUAUGCCAUGAAAUUUUCAGUCACUGUGACACGACUUAAAGGUUGACAUCAAUUAGAAAUACAGAGGAAAAUUAUAGCUUUUAGAGAAGAUACAACCGAAAACUUAGGACUACUUCGAAAACAAAAUGUAAAAUAUUGAAACAAAAUAUUGAGAAACGUGAAAGUUUUCGAGAUACAGAAAAACGGCCUGCCUCGCUCAACAGACUGAAGCCAAGCAGAUGCACGUAUUAAGCAUGGGACAAUACACAGGAAACGCGGAACUACUAUAUGUACAAAUCUUGUGCUUAAGUGUCCAUUGCUCCUAACGAUGAGUAAUGAUUUUCAAUGUUGCUAGAAGAGAUACAUUCGAGCUAGAAAUUCAUUGGCACGAGAGCAAAAAUAAAACAAACUUGCUUUAUUCUAGAGGGGAACGGCAUUAAGUGACCUUGUUUUAUAAGUCCAAAAGGUGAAAAACAUCAACAACAACAAGAAUAAACAAAGAAUCAAGCCUUUAUUUUUAAGAAUAACUGAGUGUAUCAAAAUCAAUAAUGCUUGCCUUUACUUCAUUUAAAAUAAUCAGUUUGCAAAAUAAUUCUGACUGUUUAAAAGCUACUUUAUCAAGCAGCCGAGUUGCCCCUUUUGUGCUCGCUCAAUACAAAACAAAAAUUAUCACCAUGGAAUGGCAAGGACUUAGUAGCUCUGAAAAUACGCUAGCCGUAAUAUCGCUAAGCCGGUGGAUUCUCUAAUGUGCACCAAAACUUAAUCGACGGUGGUUUAGCGUCGCUGUGAUAUGAUCGACACGAUAUUCGUCACAACAAUUAAUAAAACGACUCUAACAGUGCUUGAUCAUUGCGUGACACGUUGACUCAAGCGGUGUUGUCCCUAUUCUUAUCAACAACGGCAAAUUGGCGAAUCAUAUUGCGACAUCAAUUCCAAUUGUUGUAAAAGAUACCUUUUUUGGUUCAAAUAGAUAUUGAUGACUGCGCGAACCGUCCUUGCCGUAACAAUGGAACCUGCUCUGAUCAUAUUGGUGGCUUCAAGUGCGCAUGUCCGAAAGGUUUUGAUGGGCUCCAAUGUGAAAUAGGUAAGUUACGUUGAGCUGUCUAUAACCAAAGUUUCCACGCAUCGUUGAGGUUCAAAGGCAGUAUUAGUGCCUGCUCACGCUUGGUUUAGGCUUUUUGUGACUCUCUUCUUGCUCAAAGGAUUCCUUGUCUGAAUUCUAUACUUUUCCUUCCCGCUGUAAAAAUUACAGCUUGACGUGGGGGUAGACAUUGUAUGAAGGGCCAUAGCAGGGAUGUACGGCUUAUUCAAACUUACUAAACUACUGAUAAUCUAUAGAACUGGCCUAAUAUGCAGCGUAUCAUUGUACAUUUAGAAAUAUACUGUUAGUGGUAUUCUUGUUAUUAUUUUUGCUGAUGAUUUGUAUAUUUAAAGUGAAUAAAUAAAUAAAUAAAUGAAUAUAGAACGAGGACUUAAUAACUCUCUUGCCCUUUAUCAUCUUUGUUUUGGCCAACUGACAUUUUUCAAACAAGCACAAAACUAUACAAGAUAAGCUCAUUACAGGAAAUAGAUACUAAUUGAAGGCCCCUGAAUAUAUCUUUUGCCACUAAAUCGCAAGCAUAACUUGGAUCAAAGAGACAAUAGAUUUGGGUUUGUACACCGCUAAUUCAACAAAUUAUGUUCUUAUAACAACUGCUAUUUAAAUUCAUAUUUCUAUGACAGUCCCUAAAGUGGAAGUCGUUCGCUCCUGUGACAAAUUACCUGUCUGGCAACUCCAUAAUGGGGAUGUUAUCAUCGAGUCGAAUCAGACUGGUACAAAGUACCAAAACAAUUUGGACUGCCAUUGGAUUGUGUCUUCAAAUACAAGAAUAGAACUUGUCUUUAUGAUUUUCGAAACGGAAUAUGUGCACGAUGUUGUGCAAGUUUAUGACGGUGAAUCAUCCUCUGCCCCUCUGAUUGGUGGAUUUAAUGGAUCAUCUCUUCCUUCCCCAGUAACAAGUUCGUCCAGCAAACUUUUCCUUCGGUUUACAACCGAUCAUUCAGUAACUAAAUCUGGAUUUCGCGCACGUUUCCGAGGUAUGAUGCCUACUUAUAUUAAUGCAUGUUUCGUAAAUCAUAAGAAAAUCAGUAGACAUAACAUUUCAAAAUACUUCCAAAUGAAAACAAAUGAUUUUCCUUUUCGAUUUUUAAAAUUGUCCGAAAAACUAAGAGAAAAUUACUGACUUUUGACAUCUUAUUAUGAACGUUUUGUAGAGGAAAAGUGGGCAAGGAACACUCAUGAUGGUGUUCAUAUGCAUUGAACUUCAGGCGGUUUCCCCUUAAGCCAUUGGGUUUCUUCAGUUUGAGACUUCCGGUUUCUCCCAUAACUGUUUGCAAGGAAAGAAUUCUCCCUUAUAGUCUUAAGCACUUCCUCUUAAUAACGUCCUCGACCUAUUAAAGACUUUCUUUUUUCAUUUAUUCUUAAAAUUCUUGGAAGAUAAAGACUUGGAUGCAAUCCAACGCAGUCCCAGAUAAUUUUCAACAGAUCCUAGAUCGAGCAAUUGAAUAAUUGAUGAACAUUUUAAUCAAAUCAUAAAUCAGUUGAUAUCGAGUCCUCUUUUCUCUCAAAGUUUUGACAGAUGGUUUAUUGCGUAUAGCUGAUAAUAAUCCAUACACUGGAAGGAUAGAGGUCUUUUUUAAUGAUCACUGGGGCACAAUUUGUGACAAUGGGUGGAACAUCGACGCCGGCCGAGUGGCCUGUAAGCAACUUGGCUUCGACAGGGUUUCCCAAGUCUUUAGCGGAGCCAGUCAUGGCCAAGGAACCGGUCCAGUAUGGAUAAAUGCGUUGAAUUGCUUUGGAAAUGAGUCGUCAAUUUCCAGUUGUGGACACAGUGGUUGGGGUAACCAUCAAAACUGCACUCAUAGUCAAGAUGCCGGUGUAACUUGUUCGUAUGACUCUCUUCCAAUUCGUUUGGCGGAUGGUGGAGCGAGCUACGGUCGUGUUGAAGUGUUUGACGGUGGGGUCUGGGGAACAAUUUGCGAUGAUACAUGGGAUAUAAAUGAUGCAAAUGUGGCUUGUAAACAGCUUGGCUUCACUGGAGCUUCCUCUGCAAGCACUAGUGCAGAACAUGGUCAGGGAUCAGGUCCUAUAUGGAGAGAUCACAUGAACUGCGUUGGAUCAGAGAGCUCGUUAUUCGAGUGUCCAUUCACCCAGGAAGGAUUUAACCACUGCCAUCACGGCGAAGACUCAGGCGUGGUUUGUUACUGA
This is a messenger RNA of Pocillopora meandrina, 5169 nucleotides long. The record is from the annotation of a GenBank genome assembly. NCBI's taxonomy places the organism in Eukaryota, Metazoa, Cnidaria, Anthozoa, Scleractinia, Pocilloporidae.